UGCGUCGCCUCCACCACUCUCGGCUCAACAGUCAUACCGUUCGCGCCGCUCAGUCUCCGCUCCAUCUGCCCCGCUCGCUUCAAAACCACCAGACGCUGUUUCCCGCCAACUCCCCGCCUCGCUACACCCCGCCCUACUCAGCAACAAGGUGUGAGACAGACACACAGAGAGAGAGAGAAAGAUGACGACAAGAACUACAGUGACAAGGGAAAUUAAGUGAACAAAUAGCUAGUGACACUGAUACACGAGUGACCGGGGAAGAGAAUCUGAACUCAAGAGGAUUGAAAUCUAUUAGGAAGAGAAUCCAGUCCUUUUAAGAGAGAAUCUGAAUCUACAAAAAGAACACGACCAUAAAGAACAGUAAUCUCAAACCUCAUAUGAAAAAUAAUCAUAAACUAUUUGUCUGGUUGAAAUAAAAGAUUUGAAUGUAAAGAAAACAAAAUCUGAACACUGCGAAGAAGAUCAGGUGUGCUCAGGUGGCAAAAUUAAUUAAAAAAGGUACUCUCUAUUCAAACACGGCCAUUCACUUCACACUGCUGUAAGAUUAAAGAAGAAAAAAGUUAGUGACAAAGCAUUUCUGGCUGUUAUUUAAUAUCACAGUAACAGAAAACAGAAGGAAAAAAAACUUGAGUAGGAGAGGAUAAAAAAACGAACGAAAAGUGAGCGAAGAAUUCUGAAAACGGAAGAAGAUUACGAGAUAAGAAGAAGAAAAAGAAGAAGCGUGCGGAAGAUUGAUGUGAUUGCCUGACCGCCCUGACUGAUUGAUUGACACAGGCACUGCACGAACAAGAAAGAAAGAGAUAAGGAAAGAAUUGAAUACGACACAUAACACCACCACCACCACCACCACCCACUCACCUACAAGAACCUAACUUAACACCUUAAGAACACCAAGAAGAGGAGCAACCACCACCAUGCAGUCCCUGCAGGAGCUUCGGGAGUCCCUAGAGAUGGCGGAGCACCUGGCCCGUCUCUCCCUCACGUCUGGAAGCGACAGAGACGACGCAACCAAGCCGCCUGCAGCCUCUUUCAAGCCUUACGUGCCCCCAAAGCAGCUUCUCCUCUACCUCGUCAGAAUGGGCAGCUUUACAUCAAAGCCGCAAGUUGAGAAGGUUGAGUGUGCAGAGGAUAAGGUUGGAGUGCCUGACGGGGUGGCAGCCGGCAGAGCACUGUUGCAAUGGGUGAGGGAGCCCAUUGCACACCUCCCCCCACUCCUCCCACGCCUCUAUCGGACACCUCCACUCCCCUCCAUCCCUAACGCCUCCCUGCCCAGCCCCACACAGGCACCCCUUCCUCCGCCCUCCAACCCUUCUUCCUUCAGAGUGAUGCAGUGGAAUAUCUUGGCUCAAGCCUUGGGAACACACGCUGACAACUUCGCCCAGUGUCCGAGGGAGGCACUGGAAUGGGACACUCGCAAAUUCCGCAUUCUAGAAGAGGUCUUGACACACCUGCCCCACGUCCUCUGUCUACAGGAGGUGGACCACUUCGGGUAUCUGGAGAAGGUACUGGCCAGGCAGGGGUACCGGGGGGUGUUCAUGCCCAAGCCAGACUCCCCGUGCCUCUACCUGCCCAACAACAAUGGACCAGAUGGGUGUGCAAUCUUCUGGGACGACAACAAGUUCGAACUGGUGAAGAAAGAGUCACGUGUGGUGGAAGUGUGGCAUGUUCAGAGCAACCAGGUUGCCAUUCUGCUGGUGCUGGAGGAGCGAAGCAGUGGGCGGCGCCUGUUGGUGCUCACCACACACCUCAAGGCCAGGCAGGGCGCGCUCCUCGCCUCCCUCCGCAACGAGCAAGGCAAGGACCUCCUCUCCUUCCUGAACACCCACCGCAGCAACGAGCCGACAAUAGUGUGUGGGGACUUCAACGCCGAGCCAACUGAGCCUGUCUACUCCACCAUGACGGAAGCAUCCACUCGGCUACGGUCCUCGUAUGCCUACCUCAAUGGUGGGUCUGAGCCAGACUACUCCACAUGGAAGGUCCGCGGGGAUGUGGACUGCUGCCACAACAUUGACUACAUCUUCUACACGCCAGAGUCGCUUCAGGUCACCGGUGGAGUGGACGUGCCCACAGAGGAGGACCUGGGUCCUGGUCGCGCCCCCUGCCUUGCAUACCCCUCUGACCAUUUCUCCUUGAUCUGUGACUUGUCCUUCUCCGACGCAGACACACAGAUGCCUCUGCCCACGCGCUCAGCCAAUCACAUGCACGCCAAGCCGGAGAGCAGUCGAUAACCGCUUGUCCAGAUGGCUGGGAUGGCGUGACAAGCGCUGACGGUGACACACUUGCACCUCUGGCCCAGCACGCUGCCGGCACACCUGAGCCUUCACCUGUAGCAGUCCCGACGCAACGGGAGGCAGGACCACAUGCACUGCGCUGCCAUGCACUAGGAUCCCUCAGGUGUGGAGGAUCAAGUAGUAGUUUUUGCACACAUAGACGACCAAGAUACCUUCAUGGGGGAUUGAAACACCCUUACAAAGGAUCAGAACACCUUUAAGAGGAUUAAAAUACCCUCAAAUAAGGUAAAUAAACUCAAUAAAAGCAUCAAGAUAAGGAUCUGCACCCUUAAACAUUUCAGCAUCUUGUCUCCACGGCUUUCAACAGGCUACUGAGGAAAUUGCCAAGAUUCUCAGGGUGUUUUCAUAAUCCUAGUGGUGACUCAAGAAAAUAAAUUGCCAAUGGAAAAAAAAAACACUCUUGAGAACAAGUAAUUUAUGAGGUGUUUGAAAGAAGUGAGAGAACAAGAUGCUGCAAAACACAGGCCUUGGUCCACUUUAUCACACCAGGAGCAGGGAGCAGUGGGGCAUUGGUAGUUGCUGUGUGAUGUGCUGUGGUGUGCUUGACGGUCUGGCCGGCUGUCCGUGCUGUAAAGUGAUGUGUAAUUGAUGCUGCAUGCCUCAAAGCAUGCAGUGUCUGUGGUGAUGAAGUACAACAAUGCAAAUAUACAAAUCCUUCGCUGGCAUUCAAUCUAUGGCUGUCUGUGUGGCAAUGUGACGAGGAGUGAUGCCACGUGACUCAGAGCACGUGGUGUCCUUGUGGUGAUGAAGUACAACAGUGAAAACAUACAAAUCCUUCACUCAGCAUUCAAUCUGUGGCUGUCUGUGUGGUGAUGUGAUGAGGAGUGAUGCCACGUGACUCAAGUACAAGGGAAAGAUACAAAUUCGUCACUCAGUUUACGUUCAGGUAACAAGUCAAUGCUUCUGUUAUUUUCUCAGUAAGGAGACAAAAUGAAGCCACUGUACUGUUAUUUUCUCUCACUAGUUGACUGGUUCUCCCUUACAGAAGUUCUCAUUCUCUGUAAAAGCUUCUCUGUGUCUGAAGGAGGCCAGCUAAGGGCACAACAGAAGGGAAAAUGACAGAAUUGCUAAUACUUGCUAAAACUUCUAUUUAAACAAAGUACGCAAAGAUUUUUCAGUAAUGGUUCUACCCCAUGAUGAACUCUCUAACUAACCUAAUGACUAAAUCUAACAUAAUUAGAUUUAUGUGAAUUCUACAAACAAUAAGCAUUUCCCAGUGAAGUCUCUUAAACUGCUUCCUAAAAUGGUAAAUUGCUAACCUUCCCCCAUUAUCAUAAACUCCUAACUUAAUUUUAUCUUGGGGAACAAUGUCUAUUUCACCUACAGCAAUUCCUCACUUUGAUAGUCUUAACCUAAUUUGUUGCAGAGAAAUCACUUUAUAUCACAACAAACUGGGUGCUAAUCUACUUCAUCUUGUGGGAAACUCCUUGUAUUUAACCUCCAGUAAUCCCUACCAAGUAAAUGCCUGACCAAACUCAACUUUUAAUUCACGCGAGGAAAGACUGCGAGGAAAACCUGUACUAGAACGUUCAAUAGGGAAAUAAACACUGAGGAAACUUAAGGGAAAUAUAAUAACAUACUUGCUUUGACCUCAGCACUCCUAACACCUUUCCUUAUCAAUCUAUCUCUUACCCAAUACUCAGUUACCUUAAGUCUGUGAGAGGGGGAGCAUGGCCAUUUCCAAGUGACAUUAUGGUUGUGUUUGUGUAAGAAAGGUGAUUCAGGUCCCACAAAUCUGGAUGUAGUUUCCAUGUCCUGGCCUACAAAUAAAUGUGGCUUCUACCUUUAGCCUGUGUACAGCUGUCCAAGGAAGUGAUGUCAUGUUCCAGAAAGUGUUUUGGGUGUAGAGCAACUAACAGGGAAACAAAGAAAAUUGUCUUCUCCAAAAUAUUUCAGGCAACAAAAGUAACUCAUUUUCCACUAAAUACAGAAGAAAAUACAGUAAAUAAAUGAAUGAAUGAAUGAUAAAAUACUCAUUCAACAAAAAGUUUCAGAAAAAAAGAAAACUCUAUCUUGGCUAUUACAAAACUCAACAACAAACAACCAAGGCAACGUAUUCACUUCCACACAGUCUAAAGGCAAAACAGAAUGGCCUUUCUGACAUCACCCUUAGGCAGCACCCACAGCCCACACCCAAUACACCCACACCUACACAGUGACUAGCAGCUUAUUACACCCAGUUUCCUUAAGUCUACUAGGGCUAGGAUGGCACCUCUUAUGCAGUCACUAUGAGCUUCAGUUAAAUAGGAGGCUGCAUUUUAGUUACACUGCAAGGUUAAGUAAAUCAAUGAUGUAUUUAUGCAUUACAUCAAGCAAUGCUAUCAGAGGAAGGGGACAGUCUUGGGACCACCUUUCGAAACCCACACGCAGAGUUACUUUUGAAAAUUUCUAUAUUUAAACUAGCACUAAUUGUUAGCAUAUGAUAAACUUAAAUGCAAAAUUUGUGAAGGGGAUGAAAUAAAUGUAGUAAUGAUUGUAAUAAACAGGGAAAGAGGUGAAGCCUGCCUUAGAGAGAGAGAGAGAGAGAGAGAGAGAGAGAGAGAGAGAGAGAGAGAGAGAGAGAGAGAGAGAGAGAGAGAGAGAGAGAGAGAGAGAGAGAGAGAGAGAGAGAGAGAGAGAGAGA
This is a messenger RNA of Scylla paramamosain (green mud crab), 4914 nucleotides long. It is a transcript of the gene cu, whose product is annotated as nocturnin-like. The coding region runs from base 915 to 2228 and encodes 437 amino acids. NCBI's taxonomy places the organism in Eukaryota, Metazoa, Arthropoda, Malacostraca, Decapoda, Portunidae. The record is from RefSeq and is a predicted model, not a curated record. The transcript has 6 exons. Gene Ontology annotation, molecular function: 3'-5'-RNA exonuclease activity.